This is a messenger RNA of Alnus glutinosa, 854 nucleotides long. Its product is annotated as probable serine/threonine-protein kinase PIX13. Gene Ontology annotation, molecular function: ATP binding; protein kinase activity. Bases 263 to 769 code for a protein of 168 amino acids. The record is from RefSeq and is a predicted model, not a curated record. The transcript has 3 exons. Lineage: Eukaryota; Viridiplantae; Streptophyta; Magnoliopsida; Fagales; Betulaceae. Gene Ontology annotation, biological process: protein phosphorylation.
UUGCUCUUUUUUUCUUUUCUGGAACUUGGGAGUCACGGAAAACCGGCCAGAUAAAUAUCGAUAUGCAUCCAAAGUAGACAAAAUCAAAGCACAAGCAAAAGAGUGAACGUUAUGAGAAACUGUUUUGGAACUCAGGUGAUUCAUCACCAUAGCCCAAGCACUACCAAAACUCCAACCCUAGGACUACAAUGUAAAGUUUUCUAAUUUUGGACUGGCAAAGUUGGACCCCAUAAAUGGAGACUUGCAUGUGACAACUAUUGUAAUGGGCACUUACGGCUUUGCAGCUCCCGAAUACGUUGAAACAGGUUAUUUGUACUUAAAAAGUGAUGUCUACGGUUUCGGGGUCGUAUUGUUGGAAAUGUUAACAGGCUUAAGGGCCCACGACCCCAAUAGGACCAGUGAUAGUCAGAACCUGGUCCUCUACGCCAAGCUAUCUCUGUCUGACAAAAAUAAACUCAAGAAAAUAAUGGACUCAAGGCUAGGUGAACUUCACCCACUAGAAGGUGCGUGCCAAGCAGCUCACCUAAUAAGAAGAUGUCUGGAAUCCGACCCAAAAAAAUGUCCACCGAUGGAAGAAGUUUUGGAAGAGCUAGAAAACAUCAAUACCAUCAAGAUGAAAACAAAGGAGAUAAAAGCUAGGGCAAAGCCUGGCUCCAAUAGACGCCAAGAGGAGCAUACCAAGCAUCAGCAUCGCUAUAACCAUCACCGGUCUCCAAUUCACCAGAAGAAUGGCUUUUCCGGCGCCAGAGCUAGAGCUUAUCAUCACUAGUUCCGGCUAUAACUUAAUAAGUAAUUGUAGUUUUGUUUUUGGUCUUGGUAUGCAUGCAGCUUCAUAUAUUUGGAAGUCUUGUAAG